AUGGCCACCAAGGAUUUCCACGUCGCCAUUGUUGGUGCUGGCAUCGGCGGCCUCGCCCUUGCCAUGGCUCUACACAAGAAGGGCAUCUCGUUCACGCUGUACGAGGAGGCCAAGGAGUACUCGGCCGUUGGCGCCGGCAUCGGAUUCGCACCAAAUGGCAUGCGUACCAUGGACCUGAUUGAGCCUGGAUUCCGCCCGCUCUACGAGGCCGUGUGCGUCGGGAACCGGGGCGAGGACGCGCAGCAUAUCUUCUUCGAAGGCAUGCUGCUCAAAGAGGGCUUCGGCCGUGACCAGCCAUGGUAUGGAAAGUCCGGCUGGGGCCACGUCGACUACGUCCGCAAAUCUGCGCACCGGAAAACACUGCUCGACAUCAUGACGAGCUUCAUCCCAGUCGAGAGCGUGCAGUUCAACAAGUGCCUAGCAGGAUCCGAGCAACAGCCAUCGGGCGUCCUCCUCAGCUUCGCUGACGGUACAACCGCCACGGCCUCGUUCCUUGCGGGCGCGGACGGCAUCCAGAGCACAGUCAGGGAACACGUCCUCAAGGAGCUGUACCCGGACCAGGUCGCUCCCGUGUAUUCCGGGGCUUACUGCUACCGAGCUGUGAUCCCCAUGUCCGAAGCGUACGAGAUUCUCGGUGACCUCACCGACGUGGCCAAGUUUUACUUUGGCCACAAGCGCAGUUGCAUCACAUACCGCAUCUCUGGCGGCGAGGAGUUCAACUUUCUGCUCUGCGUCGCCGACGGGCUCGAUGGGUGGAAGCUCAAGAACGCCGUGACGGAGAAGAUCUCGCACGAGGCGAUGAUGGCCGACUUUGACAGCCCGGACACGGUGUCGUACACACGCGACCGCGUGAUCCUGGUCGGCGACAGCGCGCACGCGUCGCUGCCGUUCCAGGCUGCCGGCGCCGCGCAGGGGCUCGAGGAUGCGCUCGUCCUCUCGAAUGUCCUCGCCGAGCUCGCGGGCAUGCCGGAGCGCGGCGCCGCGCAGAUGCCGGCGAUCCGCGCCGGCAUGGCCGCGUACGACUCGAUCCGCCGCCCCCGCGCGCAGAAGCAACUCGAGCAGGCGGACGAGGUGAGCCGCAUGAUGUUCCUCGAGCACGAGGAGGCCGGCGGCGACGUGGAAAAGAUUCUGCCCCUGCUGCAGCAGGGCCGCUUCAACUGGCUCUGGUUCCAUGACAUGGACGACGAUGUACAGGAGGUGCUGCGCAGGAUGAGGAAGCAGAUCAGCGUCGGCUCUCAGCCUGCUGCUGCGAGGAUAUGA
Microdochium trichocladiopsis is the source of this 1260-nucleotide messenger RNA. Its product is annotated as monooxygenase. NCBI's taxonomy places the organism in Eukaryota, Fungi, Ascomycota, Sordariomycetes, Xylariales, Microdochiaceae. The record is from RefSeq and is a predicted model, not a curated record. Bases 1 to 1260 code for a protein of 419 amino acids. The transcript is spliced from 7 exons. Gene Ontology annotation, biological process: secondary metabolite biosynthetic process. Gene Ontology annotation, molecular function: FAD binding.